AUUUAUGCAUGGGGUGCGGUUCCACUCGCAUCCACACCACGCCUGUCUCUAAUGGAAGACAGCAUUCCUACAUCGACUUUCCACUGGUAAGGCGGUCUAGAACUCAAUUCUCUCAUUUGUCAGCGUCCAUUCAAAAUGACGAAGAGAGUGUCAAGAUAAUUAUGAGUCCAGAUUGUUCGACUAUACAAAUUGAAAUGGUCUCAUUCGGUUUAGACGGGACAGCGGAAGCCAACAACGACGGCAAUGAGAAUGGAACCUCUAAUGACACACUUCAACCUUGUAGCGCUAAAAAAGAUUCAACCAAGAAGCCUCGGAGCGUACAAAGCGAAAAGAAGCGAAAAUCAUCUUUUGGUGAACUGAUUUAG
Molecule: messenger RNA, 365 nt
Organism: Dimorphilus gyrociliatus
Lineage: Eukaryota; Metazoa; Annelida; Polychaeta; Dinophilidae
Source: the annotation of a GenBank genome assembly